UCUAGACCAAUCAGAUCAGAGCUUGGAGGACAUUGUGAAGAACGGACAGAUCUUCCUUUGUGACCUGCAAUUGUGCAAUUGUCUGGGUCGUCUCAAUCAAGUUAUUCAAAAUAUUGCCAUCUUUUAUUCCCGAAAUACCGCUGGUGAAUAAAUAACCAAAAACGUCACCUUUCAAAACUGGGGCUAAAACGUUUCGCCUUGUUUUGAAAAGUAUUCUGAAUUUGCUUCAGACUCCCGUAUGACAACACUGUGUUCCAUGUCCCGCCUAUAUCACAGUAAUGACCAAUGAAAACACAGGGACAUCUCUGAUAUACCAAUAGUUACGCGAGCUUCAACGCGGUUCCUGGACCCUUACCUAGCUAGCUGUGAGUCGCGUUUGGGAAAUGGCGGCGGUGCAAGAUGGGUCGAUCGAACCGGAGAAUGAAAAAGAAAUGAAAACAGAACCGUUGAACGAUGCAGCAGGAAAUCACGCUGCCUCGGUUGGCGGUGUUCUUUCCACGUCUCCGGUCGCAUCAUCGGUCGGAACCCCGAAAACGAACACGGGGUCCGAUGAACAGCAGACCUUGAUUGCUGUAUUGCAGUUUCUGAAGAGGAACAAGUUGAUCGAAUCUGUCGAUAUUCUGCGCCGUGAAGCUGGCAUUUUGGAAGAUAUAGACGACUCCCAGGGUUCGGAAGCAACGGGAACAGGAUCAGGUAGUGGUGGGAAUGCAGGUGUUGAGGGUAGGGAUGCAACAUCCUCUCUUUUCAACCGCGUGUCAGUGGCCACCACCGCCCCUUCAAUCAUUGCAACUCCGGCGCCAGCGAAAGGUGGAGAGGACCAACCCGACGUAAACGUCGUCCUAUCGGCGUACAGCCAGCAGGGGGACCCGGUUCUUUACCCGGUUUAUUAUAAUGGGCUGAAGAACUUCAUUGAGUCGGUGUUGGACUGUCACCGAGCCGAACUCUCCCAAGUGUUCUACCCUCUCUUUGUGCAUAUGUAUUUGGAGCUCGUGUACAACAACCACGAAAACGAAGCGAAAGCAUUUUUCGAUAAAUUCAGCGGAGACCAGGAGUGUUACUACCAGGACGAUUUGCGCGUGCUGUCGGGGCUGAGCAAAAAGGAGCACAUGAAGGGGAACGAGACGCUGCUGGACUUCCGCACCAGCAAGUUCGUGCUCCGCAUCUCCCGGGACUCCUACCAGCUGCUGAAGAGGCACCUGCAGGAGCGGCAGAACAACCAGAUCUGGAACAUCAUCCAGGAGCACCUCUACAUCGACAUCUUCGAUGGCAUGCCGCGGAGCAAGAGCCAGAUCGACAGCAUGUCGGGAAGUCUGGCGGGGGAGGCGAAGCGCGAGGCCAACAAGGCAAAGGUGUUCUACGGGCUGCUGAAGGAGCCUGAGAUCGAGGUGCCCCUUGACGAUGAGGACGAGGAGGCAGAAAAUGAAGAAGGCAAGCCCAAGAAGAAGAAACCUAAGAAGGACAGCAUGGGCUCAAAGAGCAAAAAACAGGACCCAAACGCCCCCCAGCCGAACAGAAUCCCUCUCCCAGAGCUGAAGGACUCCGACAAGCUAGACAAAAUUAUGAACAUGAAGGAGGCCACAAAAAGGAUUCGUUUGGGUCCUGAGACGCUGCCGUCCAUCUGCUUCUACUCCUUCCUCAACGCAUACCAGGGUUUGACAGCCGUGGACUUCACCGACGACUCCAGUCUGAUUGCAGGAGGUUUUGCGGACUCCACAGUACGCGUGUGGAGUGUAACGCCCAAGAAGCUACGCGGAGUCAAAUCGGCAGCUGAUCUGAGUCUGAUAGAUAAAGAGUCGGACGAUGUGCUGGAGAGGAUAAUGGAUGAAAAGACAGCUAGCGAGUCCAAGAUCUUGUAUGGACACAGCGGUCCUGUGUACGGCAUAAGCUUCAGCCCCGACAGGAACUACCUGCUGUCAUGCUCGGAGGACGGCACUGUCAGACUGUGGAGUCUGCAGACCUUCACGUGUCUGGUUGGGUACAAAGGCCACAAUUACCCAGUGUGGGACACUCAGUUUUCUCCAUAUGGAUACUAUUUCAUAUCUGGGGGUCACGACAGAGUCGCUCGGCUUUGGGCAACAGAUCACUAUCAGCCGCUGCGCAUGUUUGCGGGCCACCUCGCUGACAUCACCUGCACCCGCUUCCACCCCAACUCCAAUUAUGUGGCCACCGGAUCGGCAGACCGCACCAUUAGGAUGUGGGACAUCUUGAACGGGAACUGCGUCCGAAUCUUCACAGGGCACAAGGGGCCAAUUCAUUCCCUGGCCUUCUCGCCGAACGGGAAGUUCCUGGCGUCCGGAGCCACAGACGGCAGGGUGCUGCUGUGGGACAUCGGUCACGGCUUGAUGAUCGGAGAGCUGAAGGGCCACACGGACACGGUCUACGCCCUGAAGUUCAGCAGAGAUGGAGAAAUCCUGGCCUCAGCUUCCAUGGAUAACACGGUGCGGCUGUGGGACUCGGUGAAAGCGUUCGAUGACAUCGAGACGGAUGACUUCACCGCAGCCACAGGCCACAUCCACCUGCCCGAGAACUCGCAGGAGCUGCUCCUGGGAGCGUACAUGACCAAAUCCACGCCCGUCAUCCACCUGCACUUCACACGCAGAAAUCUGCUCUUGGCAGCAGGAGCGUACAACCCUUAGCAGCAUUCGUUUUAAACAAGAUUUCCUUGUUCCAGAGUACGUGCAUUGUACGUUCGUCAUCCUAAACGCAGAAUUCAAAAUGAUGUAGACUGCAGUUUGCUUGUUAGAUGGCAUGUAUUAUCUUUAUUGUUGGAUUACCUCUGUUGUUGAGAUGAGACUUGCCCCAGUAGUGAAAAAUAAGGAAAUGUUUAAACAAAGGUUGUUGGGGGCUAAAUGUGCAAAAACUAAAUGUUUGUCAAUUUGAACAGAUGAGACCCUUGUCAUUCAGAUGCCAUUGCUUACCGAAUCCAGCUAGCUGUUCUGUCUAGUUGACAAUUGGCUGUGGUCCUAUGCAUCGAGUGGCACUUUAAAUGAAAAAGAUUUUUUUAUUUUAUUGUUAUACAGUCACUGCCAGGAUCAGUUUCCUCAAUUAUGCCCACAUAUGUAUAGUCUUUUAUACAAUUACAUAGUGUAAAUAAAAACAUGUUUUCUAUGCAUCAUUGUACAUCUAUGUAUGUUUAUUUUAUGACCCAACUUGAGUUGAAAGGUUGCCAUCUUCAUAAAGAAUUCCGGCUGGGUACCACUUCUAUACAGCACAGCGCAGACAGGAAUCCCUC
Messenger RNA from Conger conger (European conger), 3232 nucleotides. It is a transcript of the gene taf5, whose product is annotated as TAF5 RNA polymerase II, TATA box binding protein (TBP)-associated factor. The coding region runs from base 384 to 2636 and encodes 750 amino acids. The transcript is spliced from 11 exons. Gene Ontology annotation, biological process: transcription initiation at RNA polymerase II promoter. Lineage: Eukaryota; Metazoa; Chordata; Actinopteri; Anguilliformes; Congridae. Gene Ontology annotation, cellular component: transcription factor TFIID complex. The record is from RefSeq and is a predicted model, not a curated record. Gene Ontology annotation, molecular function: protein binding; RNA polymerase II general transcription initiation factor activity.